AUUAACGUUAUAAACAAUAAAAAAAAAACUCGCUGUAGCUGAGAGUUUGAUUAGAGCUCUUCACGAGCUACAUUUAUAACUUUUUUAUUUUAUUUCACCUUUCUAUGUAAAUAACAUCGUUUUUGUGCAGAUACUGUAUUGUAACUGGUAUCGUUUUGUCGUUUUAAGUUAUCUAACGUUACUACUAUCUAUCUAUAAUAUAUUAAUUUUUAAACUCGCCUGGAGAUCGACAGUCUGGAGAUCGACAGUCUAUAAUUUAUUUUUAUAUCUUGCACUUAAGGUAAACAUCAUGCCUGUGGAAGUAUGGGUUGGUCCUUGGAAGCCCCACAGGCCAAGGGGCCCCAUUGCUGCAAUGUACAACAGUCCAGGGCCAACAUAUUCUCUGCCAGGGGCAACUGGAAUGAACAACCAUGACCCGCGGAUGCAGCAAGGCCCAGCGUUUAGCUUCGGCACACGUCAUCGUGACUCACACGCCAACUCUUCCCCAGGUCCUGGAUACCUCGUUCCCUCCAACAUCACCAGGGUGGGUCGGGAUGGAACCCCUGCAUACUCCGUCUAUGGCCGACCUAAGGAUAUUCAGCCCUUUAAAACCCCUGGCCCAGGCAGUUACUCCCCUGAAAAUGCAAUAAAAACCACUUUUCACUCUGCCCCUGCGUUCUCUCUGUCUGCAAGGACUAAACUGUUUCGUAAUGACCAAACACCAGGUCCAGCUGCAUACAUGCUUCCCCCAGUAUUAGGGCCAAGAGUUGUGAAUAAAGCAUCUGCCCCAAAUGUCUUCUUUGGCGGUCGUAGCGAAAUCGGCAGCUUCUAUGAAGAUCUGCGGAAGACUCCAGGCCCAGGGACCUACCAAGUGGUGAAUUCAGGGGUGUACAAACGCAAGUCCCCUGAGUACAGCAUGACUGGACGCAACUUCUCACCUGGAGACACUACAAAGAAACCAGGACCUGGGGCCCACCAUCCAGAAAGGGUUACUUUCACAGGAACCAAAGCUCCCAGCUUUUCUUUUGGAAUUCGACAUUCAGAGUACACCUUUCCUUUAAUUGUGGAUGGGGCUGAUUAAACAGGUCAAUUCUGUUAAACAA
Carassius carassius (crucian carp) is the source of this 1082-nucleotide messenger RNA. Its product is annotated as outer dense fiber protein 3-B-like. Lineage: Eukaryota; Metazoa; Chordata; Actinopteri; Cypriniformes; Cyprinidae. Gene Ontology annotation, cellular component: cytoskeleton. The transcript has 7 exons. Bases 290 to 1060 code for a protein of 256 amino acids. The record is from RefSeq and is a predicted model, not a curated record.